Messenger RNA from Lolium perenne, 1125 nucleotides. RefSeq lists its product as uncharacterized. The record is from RefSeq and is a predicted model, not a curated record. NCBI's taxonomy places the organism in Eukaryota, Viridiplantae, Streptophyta, Magnoliopsida, Poales, Poaceae. Gene Ontology annotation, molecular function: protein binding.
AUGAGCGCUGGCCUAGGACCGAGCAGCAGCUCAUGGCCAGACCUCCUGCCCGAGUUGCUAGUCCAGGUCCUCCUGCGCGUACCGUCCCACGCCGACCGCGUCCGCUUCCGUGCCGUCUGCAGCUCCUGGCGCUCCGUGGUGCAACCGUGCGACCUGCCCCCGCUGCUCCCAUGGGUCGCCCUCCGCGACGGCGCCUUCCUCAGCCUCCCGGACGGAGCACUCUACCGGUUGCCCUUUCCGGCCGAUGUUUCCCACCGCGUCUCCAUGGGCGACACGCUCUUCUCCGUCCACCGCGACGCCACCUGCUACCGGACGAACCCUCUCACCGGGGAGACGACCAGCGAACACAUCGACCCCGACAUUCUCUGGUCCGACAUGAGGAUGAGGACACACAACGUCCGCAAGGUGGUGGUAUCCGACCGUGUCGUCGCCGCUAUAGGCAUCAGCUGCCUCAAAGCGAGCAUCUGCUCCCGCGCGCCGCAGACUUGCUCGGCCUGCUUCCAGUGUGAGCUGCCCGCCGACGACAUCGUGCUCUUCCAAGGGAAGCUCUACCUACUCACCUCACGACAUUUUCCCAUUACUCUACAACUACAUCGCAAGCUCCACGCCAUGGACUUGGGCCAAGCCAUAGCCAACGACACACAUACCCUGCCGGCCUACUUGUAUAAGCGCCACUACUACUUGGUGGUGUCCGGUGACCGGCUGCUCAUGGUUGAACGGGAGGUCGAGAUGGAGCCCGCCGGCAAUGUACCCAGACGGACUCGCCGGCUCGAGGUCUUCGAGGCAACGGGCUUGCUGGACGGAUCAGGCCAUGCGCGCUGGCGGAAGGUUGAUACGUUGAUGGGGCAUGCUCUUUUUAUCAGCCUGGACUGCUCUUGGUCGAUCCCUGUUGCCAGCCAUUACGGCCGCGCGGUUGCCGGAGCUCAGGAAGAUUGUGUCUACUUUAUGAACGAGCAUAAACUCCACUCUAGCACUGACGGAAAGCCCGAGGAUGAUUUCCGCAACUGCGGUGUGUACAAUAUCAGAGACCAGACCAUGUCGCCGUUGCCAACAGAGUUGGCGUCCACUCUGGCUUCACAUGGCGGUCCAUGGUCUUUGACUUGGUUUUUCUUGCCCCACAUAUGA